AUGGGGAAGCAUGAAAGUUCAAGUUCACCUGCUAAAUCACCGCAAGAGAAGAUAAUAAGUGAAAGGAGCUCCAUUUCUAAAAAUCUACAAGAGUAUCAACAAGAGCGGAUAGUGAACCAUAACAUAAAUACAGCCAUUGAUUCGGAAAGAGAUAGUUCUAGAAAGAAAGAGGGUACAGAUAUACGCAAUUGCAAUGAUAAUAAUGAACAUAACGGCAAUAAUAGCAAACCAAUAAUAUCGCAUACACCUAACAAUAAUAAUAAUAAGAAGAAGAAGCGUCGAAAUAAGACCAAGUCGAAAAAUAACUUUAAGACGAAAACAAAUAGUAACGAGAAUGGACUAGGAGAUAACGAACAGAAGUCAAAGAGUCAUACCGACCAAAAAUUGAAUGCGCUGAAUGUUCCUAAGAUAGACACCCAAGCAGCCGCCAUAAGGACACCUGUGUUGACGUAUGAUGGGAAUGACGACGAACAAACAGAUAACCGAGAUACAAAACAAAAACCACCCGUACUUGAUAUGAAUCUCAAAAUAAAUUCUCCUAUUAGCAAUGAUCAAUUGCAGGUAUCGAAUUUAAGUCCUCGAAAACAGAGUAUACUACGAUAUAAGAAAAGCGAUGAUAGGAUAAAUGAGAGGUCACUUAUAAACGAAGCUAAAGACAACUUGAAGACUAAGAAGAAAAUGUCCAAAACUCCAGAAUCUCAAUGUAGCAAAAUUGAAGAAUCGAUGGUUUCUCCGCAAACUGGCUUGGAUAUGGAUAAAAAAGUGACACUAUUUAAGUAUAAAUCUUCACGAAUAUUAGUAUUUGACGAGCAAUUGAAUGAUAACAAGACUGAUAUGGAAAAACUGUCGUCAGGUAGAUUAUUAGGACACGGUGAAUUUGAAAUUUUUCAAUUGCAUAAUGGUGAUGUAACAUACCUUUCCUGUGGACCAUCGUUUGUGUACCCAUUAUUGCCAAAGUUGAAGAUAUUAAGAAUCAAUUUCAACCAAUUUAUAUUGCCUUUGGUGAAUCCUGAAAGAUAUUGGAAAAUCUCUAUAAACUCGGAUGAUAAGAAUCUUAUCCAUCUGUUAGAAAGGACGCUUGAAAGAAAUGUCAAGUAUAGAAAUUUAUUUUUUGGGAUAAAUCAAUUGAGCUCUAUAGAUGUCUGUGAAGAUAUGGAAAUACCCAAGAAUGUUGCAAACGGUAAAGAAACUAAGCAACUCCCUGUUUCAGGGACCAUAUUGAAUUCCAGUUCUGGCUCCGAAAAGCAUGAAAUUCCAGUCACAGAAAAUCCAAUGAAUUAUCAAUUUCCUAUAAUUUUCAACGAAAUACCCGAGUCACCUCCAUCUGCACCAUUAUCACCCCAUAAUGAAAAUAUCACGAAUGUGAAUCUUGUAACACCAACAAAAAAUCCACAACUACUUCCCGGGUGGUCGCUAAGAAAGAAACAAUCGGACAAGUCGAUAAAUAGUGCAAUGGCAAGCUUAGAUGUAAAUAAAGAGUCCAUUCUAGAAGGUACUCAUGAUAGACUGACGAAUUCAAAAGGUAUUUUUGGCUCUGAUAAAAUGAACGCACCUUUGACGUUAAACCAAAACCCUGAAGUACAUCAACCGAAACCGAAGAGAUCUACACAUUUACCAAAUCACAAUUCUACCCAAUUUCAAAACAAGGCUCACAAAUCACAAGAUAAUAAAUCAGAUUCGUCUAUGGACUCGUUAUUAGAUGAAUAUGAAGACAAUAUUCAUACUACUAAAUCCAUAACGUUUAAUUCCAGACCCCCUUCAAGACCCAUAUCAGUAGCGUCAUCCUUUUCACGUCCACAGAUUAACUACACAAGAGGCUCAUAUUUCCAUGGGCCUAUCGAAAGAGAUGCAGAUGAUGCAGCAAAUUCUCAGUAUAAUGAAACCUUUGAGGACCAAAUAUUCCCCACUACUUCAUUAUCUGAAUAUAAUAAGACUAGAAAUGGUGGUAAUAAUAGUGGCUUUGUGAAAUCUCGUAGAUCUUCACGUAGUGAGCUAUAUACUUCUGAGAGUAAUUGGAUGGAACCGAGCACUACAGCAAUUGAAAGUGGACAGAACAGAACAAUGAAAUCGAGGAAUAGUAUACAUGAUCACGGUCGUCCUAUGAAUGCAGAUGUGAAGCAAAUUUACAGGUCAUUCACCCAGAGGAACCUCUCUCAGUACACUAGCGACUUGAAUAGCAAUGCAGAUUCAAAGUCUGUAAAGUCGCAAGCUAGAAAAGUUCAACCUACUUUCAACCCCGUAAAAAUUCGGUCUCCAGUUAUGGGAAGUCUACAUCGUAAGGGAAGUUAUGCCAACAGUGUAAUAAGUGGACGUACUGGUUAUGAUUCAAUUUCUAGAUAUAGCGGUGUUAACGAAUUGCCGAUUCCGCAUAGCAAAUCAACUCGUCGUGAUUUGGACCAGCAUAAACUGGGAAAUUAUAAGGUUAAAUUGAAUUCGUCAGAAGUAUAUAAGAUGAUUAGUGAGAGUCGAUCAAAUAAGAAUUUGAAUGGAAUCGUGACGGGAUCUCGAGAUAUCAAAUCGCAUGAGACGAAGGAAAAAGCUCAGGCAACUGGGGGAUUUGCAUCGAGGUUGUUUGGUUGGUAA
This is a messenger RNA of Debaryomyces hansenii CBS767, 2583 nucleotides long. RefSeq lists its product as uncharacterized. Gene Ontology annotation, cellular component: extrinsic component of intraperoxisomal membrane. The record is from RefSeq and is a predicted model, not a curated record. Lineage: Eukaryota; Fungi; Ascomycota; Pichiomycetes; Serinales; Debaryomycetaceae. Gene Ontology annotation, biological process: peroxisome inheritance. Bases 1 to 2583 code for a protein of 860 amino acids. The transcript has a single exon.